AUGGGGUUGAGCGCAGACAGCGACAUUACCGUCAAGUUGAAGGAGCUGCUCGAGCAAACACCCGAACUGGGCUAUAGAGCUGUGCAUGCGCAGCUGGCCGAGCAGGGCUUCAAGGAUGUGGGGCUGAAGAAGGUGCAGAAACUGAUGCGUGAUCUGAGAGAGGAAGGCUUCGCCGGCUACAAAGCGCAAAGUGAUGAAGCCCCUCUGUCAGAUUGCAAGGAAAGCAACGAAGAUACGGAGGUCAGCGUUUGCAGAUCCGACGUUUCGCAGAAGUUUGGAAUGAUGAUUGAUACGGAGACGUCCUUUGGAGGGCAUCGUAUCAGCGAUAUAAGAGAGGGAGGUAUCAUCCACGAGUGGAACAAGAACAAUCCAGAAACAGCCAUCCAGGUCAACGACAUCCUUUUAUCAGUGAAUGACACGUGCACCUUCGAUCAAAUGAUGGAAGAGUUCAAGACCCAACUCAGCUGCAGACUGCGACUGCGACACGCAGGUGAUCUCAAAGAGGACGACUCAGAAGCUAAGAAGGAGGCAGCUGAGUGGGAGCGACGGAGGGCGCGCGUGACUGCAGCGCUGGUUCCGGGAUUAAAGAAGAUCAUCGACAGCGAAUUUGGGCCAGGAGCUGGUGACAAAAUUGGCCGGGUGGAGAAGAUGUAUCACCGAGUUGGGCGCAAUGACGUCUUUCAAGAGGAACUGCCAUCAGGGCGCCGCCUUGCGCCGGGCUACAUCGAAGAUCUGGCGCCAGUCACACCUUUUCAUGACGUCCAGGACCAUCCGUGGUGCGCUGAGCUUCAGAAGCACUGGAAGUCGAUCAAGCAAGAGCUUCGGAAGAAUCUGGAUGAGUCCCUGUGGACUGCAGGCGCUUAUCAAGCUUCCAACGAGGCUUAUGGAAAGGACUGGAAGAUUAUGGGUGUACUUACAGAAGACAAGUGGCAAGAUGAGAGGCGGUUCAAAGUAACCACAGGCCUGUGA
This is a messenger RNA of Effrenium voratum, 969 nucleotides long. Lineage: Eukaryota; Dinophyceae; Suessiales; Symbiodiniaceae. The record is from the annotation of a GenBank genome assembly.